Molecule: messenger RNA, 6591 nt
Organism: Coregonus sp. 'balchen'
Lineage: Eukaryota; Metazoa; Chordata; Actinopteri; Salmoniformes; Salmonidae
Source: the annotation of a GenBank genome assembly
AUGCUCAUGGGGCAGCUGCAGAGAGCAUCUCUAUAUUUAAUUGUGCUUCUCUGUUUGGGCUGGGUGUGUGACGCACAUUGGAACUCACAGAGAGGGCCUGCUAGACAACCUGUUUUAUUGAGCUACGAUGAUGUGUCACCAGCUAAACCUGAGUUUAGGGAGCUAGUCCAGACCCCAGUCCAGUACCAAGCCAGGCCCCUGGUCACAGCCCGGCCUCCUGAUCCCCAGUCAGUUGGGAAGGUGGUGCUGACCACUCCAGAGCUUGUCAGGAGUGUGGGGGCCCGUUGUGGGGAGAGCAGGGUGUGGGUGGAGGCCAAACUGGACCUGUUUGGGACAGGCCAGCUAGUGAAGGCGGAGGAUGUCUCCCUGGGAGGGUGUGUCUCCACGGAGUUGGACCUCUCAGCCCAAGUCCUGCUGUUUGAGUCGGAGCUGCACACCUGUGGAAGUGUGCUGACUGUAAGGGCUUCAGUGUUUGGAAUAGCUAACUAGUAAUUUCUACAUGUACUAUGACUUCUUCGACUGCAUAAGGGUUACUUUAUAUAUGGUUUAGUACCUAGUGUAUAUAUUUUUGUUUAAGAUGACAGAGGACUACCUUGUCUAUACCUUCACCCUCAUCUACACCCCAACACCGGAAGGUGCCAGUUCCAUUGUCAGGACCAAUGAUGCUACGGUCUGCAUUGAGUGCCACUAUUUGAGGUGAGUGGCGUACUGUAGUUUCAGAUUGAAUGUACCAUUAUACAAUGAUCCCUUCCCCUCUGCCUACCUACCCCAGGAGACUCAAUGUGAGCAGCAAUGCCCUGAGGCCCACCUGGCUUCCCUAUGGCGCUACCAAAGUUGCUGAGGACUCCCUGUCCUUCACCCUCGCACUCAUGAAUGGUGGGUAAUCCACUGAACAGUCUGGGCUUAAUAGAGCACACCUACUGUUAAUCCAUCUAUGCACAGCUGCUCUGUUUACUGUACAGUUUGAGAGUGCGUCUGUUUAAAAUGUUUCCUAGAUGACUGGCAGUAUGAGAGAUCGUCUAAUGUCUACUUCCUGGGAGACAUUAUUUAUCUGGCGGCGUCUGUGCAGCAGUAUCACCAUGUGCCCCUGCGUGUGUUUGUGGACAGCUGUGUGGCCACCCUGGUCCCUGAUGACAACUCUGCUCCCAUAUAUGACUUCAUCCAGAACCAUGGGUAAGGGCCAAUAUGAAAGUAUAUUUUCUUGUCUUUAAAUGUGCAUUAUCCCCCUGCAGCAGUCUUGAAUUUAGACUUACCUCAAUGAGUUUGCUUUCCACACCUCACUCUUGUACUAAGGAAAUGUAUUUAAGUUUCCCCUUAUCCCUGUAUAGUUACGGUAGAACACAAGUAGCUACCAGCAGAAGGACCAGGAUGUCCCAUUACCCUCCUAACCUACCUCUGUCCCUCCAGGUGUGUAACUGAUGCCCUGCAGACAGGCUCUGUCUCGCAGUUCCUGGUCCGCACUCAGCUGGACAGACUCCACCUCCAGCUGGAGGCCUUCCGCUUCCAGCAGCAGACCAGCCCCAAUGUGAGUCACCUUGUCUGGGCUGCGGACAGGCCUGGGAGGGGGUUAUCCGUUAUACAUUUACAUCAUUUAGCAGACGCUCUUAUCCAGAGCGACUUACAAAUUGGUGCAUUCACCUUAUAGCCAGUGGGAUAACCACUUUACAAUAUGUUUUUUUAUUUUAUUUGGGGGGUGGGGUAUAAGGAUUACUUUAUCCUAUCCCAGGUAUUCCUUAAAGAGGUGGGGUUUCAAGUGUCUCCGGAAGGUGGUGAGUGACUCCGCUGUCCUGGCGUCGUGAGGGAGCUUGUUCCACCAUUGGGGUGCCAGAGCAACGAACAGUUUUGACUGGGCUGAGUGGGAACUGUGCUUCCGCAGAGGUAGGGGGGGCCAGCAGGCCAGAAGUGGAUGAACGCAAUGCCCUCGUUUGUGUGUAGGGACUGAUCAGAGCCUGAAGGUACGGAGGUGCCGUUCCCCUCACAGCUCCGUAGGCAAGCACCAUGGUCUUGUAGCAGAUGCGAGCUUCAACUGGAAGCUAGUGGAGUGUGCAGAGGAGCGGGGUGACGUGAGAGAACUUGGGAAGGUUGAACACCAGACGGGCUGCGGCAUUCUGGAUGAGUUGUAGGGGUUUCAUGGCACAGGCAGGGAGCCCAGCCAACAGCGAGUUGCAGUAAUCCAGACGGGAGAUGACAAGUGCCUGGAUUAGGACCUGUGCCGCUUCCUGUGUAAGGCAGGGUCGUACUCUCCGAAUGUUGUAGAGCAUGAACCUACAGGGUGUUGUCCAGGGUCAUGCUAAGGCUCUUUGCACUCUGGGAGGAGGACACAACGGAGUUGUCAACCGUGAUGGCGAGAUCAUGGAACGGGCAGUCCUUCCCCGGGAGGAAGAGCAGCUCCGUCUUGCCGAGGUUCAGCUUGAGGUGGUGAUCCGUCAUUCACACUGAUGUCUGCCAGACAUGCAGAGAUGCGAUUCGCCACCUGGUUAUCAGAAGGGGAAAGGAGAAGAUUAGUUGUGUGUCGUCUGCGUAGCAAUGAUAGGCGAGGCCAUGUGAGGAUAUGACAGAGCCAAGUGACUUGGUGUAUAGUGAGAAUAGGAGAGGGCCUUGUGAGGAUAUGACAGAGCCAAGUGACUUGGUGUAUAGUGAGAAUAGGAGAGGGCCUAGAACUGAGUCCUGGGGGACACCAGUGGUGAGAGCACGUGGUGCGGAGACAGAUUCUCGCCACACCACUUGGUAGGAGCGACCGGUCAGGUAGGACGCAAUCCAAGAGUGAGAUGCCCAGCUCGGAGAGGGUGGAGAGGAGGAUCUGAUGGUUCACAGUAUCAAAGGCAGCAGACAGGUCUAGAAGGACAAGAGCAGAGGAGAGAGAGUUAGCUUUAGCAGUGCGGAGAGCCUCCGUGACACAGAGGAGCAGUCUCAGUUGAAUGACCAGUCUUGAAACCUGUUCUGGUCAAUGCCUGUUCGGCUGAUGGCUAUAACUUAAAACAUGGCCAAUCUGGGCCUGUAUUCAGUGUCUCAAAGUAGGCGUUCUAAUCUAGAAGUAUGUCCACCCUCAAAUUCAUUGUUAUUUCAAAGGCCAAACUGAUCCUAGUUCAGCACUUAUGAGACACUUUGAAUGUGGGCCUAUAUGCACUGUCUUAGGAUUGUUGAUGUAAAUAUCUGAAACACAAAAGGGAAUGUAUUUGAAUUGGGAUGUGCACUGCAUAUGGUGUGUGGCGUCCAGAUUCAAUUUCCACCAGUUAACAGAAAUCGCUCAUAGAUCUACAUCACCUGUCGCCUGAAGGCCACUGUAGCAACUGCUCCCCUAGACAUGGAGCACAAGGCCUGCUCCUUCGCUUUAGGAUCCAACCGGUAUGUAUGGGCUUCUCGUUGGCAUGUGAAUUGUUAAGAGGCCUAUCAAUGGUGUAGCGUCAUGAUUCUCGCUCCACUCUUCUCCAGCUGGGUAGGAGCUGAUGGGGAUGAUGCGGUGUGUGGCUGCUGUCAGACUUCCUGUGGCCAGAGGAAGGGGAGGAGUCUGCCCUCUGAUACAGGUAUGGGUUGUGUUCCCGUCAGACAAUGCUGACGCAUGCCAGGUCUUACAAUGCCUGGAAAGGUAUUUUGCAUAUCAGCUAGCAUGUUAUAGCAAUCUGGUGCCCAACGACGUGGUACGCAACCAUUGGUUAAUGCAUGCAACAUCUGAGUAGGGGAAUGCCACCGUGGUCUAACCGCUUACCUGAGGUUGUAGAAAAGCAUAAUUGCACCAGAAUGAAUCUGACCUACAGUUGAAGUGGGAAGUUUACAUACACUUAGGUUGGAGUCAUUAACUUGUUUUUCAACCACUCCACAAAUGUAUUGGUAACAAACUAUAGUUUUGGCAAGUUGGUUAGGACAUCUACUUUGUGCAUGACACAAGUAAUUUUUCCAACAAUCGUUUACAGACAGAUUAUUUCACCAUCACAAUUCCAGUGGGUCAGAAGUUUACAUACACUAAGUUGACUGUGCCUUUAAACAGCUUGGAAAAUUCCAGAAAAUGACGUCAUGGCUUUAGAAGCUUCUGAUAGGCUAAUUGACAUCAUUUGAGUCAAUUGGAGGUGUACCUGUGGAUUUAUUUCAAGGCCUACCUUCAGAAAUCAGCCAAGACCUCAGGAAAAAAAAUUGUAGACCUACACAAGUCUGGUUCAUCCUUGGGAGCAAUUUCCAAAUGCCUGAAGGUACCACGUUCAUCUGUACAAACAAUAGUACGCAGGUAUAAACACCAUGGGACCACGCAGCCGUCAUACAGCUCAGGAAGGAGACGCGUUCUGUCUCCUAGAGAUGAACGUACUUUGGUGCGAAAAGUGCAAAUCAAUCCCAGAACAACAGCAAAGGACAUUGGGAAGAUGCUGGAGGAAACAGGUACAAAAGUAUCUAUAUCCACAGUAAAACUAGUUCUAUAUCGAUAUAACCUGAAAGGCCGCUCAGCAAGGAAGAAGCCACUGCUCCAAAACUGCCAUAAAAAAGCCAGACUACGGUUUGCAACUGCACAUGGGGACAAAGAUUGUACUUUUUGGAGAAAUGUCCUCUGGUCUGAUGAAACAGAAAUAGAACUGUUUGGCCAUAAUGACCAUCGUUAUAUUUGGAGGAAAAGGGGGGAACUUGCAAGCCGAAGAACACCAUCCCAACCGUGAAGCGUGGGGGUGCUUUGCUGCAGGAGGGUCUGGUGCACUUCACAAAAUAGAUGGCAUCAUGAGGAAGGAAAAUGAUGUGGAUAUAUUGACGCCACCUCUCAAGACAUCAGUCAGGAAGUUAAAGCUUGGUCGCAAAUGGGUCUUCCAAAGUUGUGGUAAAAUGGCUUAAGGACAACAAAGUCAAGGUAUUGGAGUGGGCAUCACAAAGCCCUGACCUCAAUCCUAUAGAUAAUGUGUGGGCAGAACUGAAAAAGCGUUUGCUAGCAAGGAGGCCUACAAACCUGACUCGGUUAAACCAGCUCUGUCAGGAGGAAUGGGCCAAAAUUCACCCAACUUAUUGUGGAAGCCUACCCAAAACAUUUGACCCAAGUUAAACAAUUUAAAGGCAAUGCUACCAAAUACUAAUUGAGUGUAUGUAAACUUCUGACCCACUGGGAAUGUGAUGAUUUUCUCUACUAUUAUUCUGACAUUUCACAUUCUUAAAAUAAAGUGGUGAUCCUAACUGACCUAAGACAGGGAAUUUUUACUAGGAUUAAAUGUCAGGAAUUGUGAAAACUGAGUUUAAAUUUAUUUUCAAAGGUGUAUGUAAACUUCCGACUUCAACUGUAUAUGGAGAGGAGUUGGCUAAGUGAUUUCAAUGGCUAGAUUAGCCCUAAACAAGAGUAAUGUGUGAGUGGUGUUCUUCUCUCUCCAGAUGUUGAGUGGGAGGAGGAUGCUAUACUGGGGCCCAUCUUCAUCCAGGACACCUAUGUGAAAUGGGACAAGGAAGUACAUGCUGGAGAGCAGCAAGUGCAGGCUGAAGCACAGCACUCUCAUAUGUUGGCUGAGGAUCCAUCUGAAGCGGGUAACUAAGCUACAACACUUCAACUUUACCGUAACCUAUUAAGGAUCGGACCCUUUUUUUCCAUUUUCGCCUAAAAUGACACCCAAAUCUAACUGCCUGUAGCUCAGGACCUGAAGCAAGGAUAUGCAUGUUCUUGGUACCAUUUGAAAGGAAAUGUGAAAUUAAUGAAGGAGAAUAUAAUACAAACAAAAAACAUGCCUAAUUUUUCUUUCUUUAUUUCAUCAUUUUUGACAUGCGAGAGGCCGAAAUAUAAUAUUGCAGUUUAGGCGUGUGGAGCCAGAGACAGCAGGAGUUCAAACUGUAGAACCCAGUUCUUACAUUUGAAUAUAAAAAUGGAUUUUAUCAAACAAAACUUUGCUACAUUUUAUCUCUGGGACCCUUAGGAUGACAAAUCCGAGCACGAUUACUGAAUGUAAGUACAUUAUUUACCUUCAGAGGUGAAUGUAUCAAACCAGUUGCCGUGAUACGUUUUUUGUUGUGCACUCUCCUCAAACAAUAGCAUGGUGUUUUUUUCCCUGUAAUAGCUACUGUAAAUUGGAUAGUGCAGUUAGAUUAACAAGAAUUUAAGCUUUCUGCGCAUAUAAGACAUGUAUAUGUUCUGGAAGGUUUGCUGGUUUGUACAACAGUCAUGCCAAUCACGUUCGGGCACAUUAGCUCAACCAUUCUGUAUACGGGACACUGAUCCCGUAGAGGUUAACCCGUAGAGGUCCCGCAUUUUAUUUGCGUGUUACAAUUCAAAUUGUUCCAUGUAGCCUGAGCAAUGUUUGAACAUGUUAAAUCCAAGUCCUUCUGCAUCCUAGGUGUCUCUGCAGAGGCAGCCGUGGUGGGAGUGGCGAUUGUGUUGGGCCUGCUCUGUGUGGGCGUCCUGGUAACCGUCCUGUACAGGAGGAACAAUCCCUACUCCUGUGAUUUACCCACAACCUUUUAACUGAAAAUAAUAAUAAACAUGGCAGCAAUGCCUUUUCUCUACCCACCUGGUUGCUGAUUUGUCUUUGCUUGGAGGGGGUUCACUGACUUAAUGUUCAGAUGGCCAACAGCAUGCAUGAUGGGCUACUUGCUGCCACUCUUCUCCACUAGAUGGAGACAGAUGUUAUCAUCCUGUGCUAG